Myripristis murdjan (pinecone soldierfish) is the source of this 2596-nucleotide messenger RNA. RefSeq lists its product as uncharacterized. NCBI's taxonomy places the organism in Eukaryota, Metazoa, Chordata, Actinopteri, Holocentriformes, Holocentridae. Bases 138 to 2501 code for a protein of 787 amino acids. The record is from RefSeq and is a predicted model, not a curated record. The transcript has 19 exons.
GGGAUAAGCGUGCUCAUUAGUGGUCAGUUAGGCCAGGAUACUGCAAGCAAGUGAAGAUCACCGUAGCUUGUAUUGUUUGGCAGGUGUAGUUUGCUAGCUGUAAGGCUAGCUUUAGACACUGCAGCACAUCAGUGGCUAUGGCUUUAGGAUUCUGCUUUGGGGUGUCUUUGCUCUUGUCUGUGUGGCCAGCUGCAGAAUGUGCUGAGAUUCCAGCUGGGGUGCUUGACCUGGAGUGUCGGGACCGGUACUUCCUGAUAGCCGCUGAUCUCUCAUUCACUGGGGAUGAACCUCGCUUCGAGGCUGUUGAUGGCACAGGUGUGUACCCCAUCACUAAUCUGUAUGCAGCAGAGUGUGGCUACAGCAUCAGUGUUCUCCCUCGACCGGGUCAUGUUGACCUCCGAGCCUCUUACUUCAGCUGUCAUGUCGACAACAAAGAUGACAAAGAAUUCACCUUCAGCUUCAACCUGAUUGCAACCCAUGAUGGAGGAGAGGAGGUCACCUAUACUCUGAACAAGACCUGUUCUCCCUCGCUCCCCUGGUCUUCCAGAGAGGUGACCUGUGAGGUCAACUACAUGGAGGUAUCUGUGAGGAGUGACAUGACCUGUCCAUCUGCGAGAAGGAAAGAGGACUGGAGUGCUGCCUUAACAACUGCCUACUCCUCAGCCACCUCUGACUGGCAGGUGAUGUUCCAGAGGGCAGGGCAGCAGCUGAGGCCCAUGAGCCUAUCAGAAGCUCGAGCGCAGAGCUAUGUGUUUGAUGUGACCGAUGGAAGGAUUGUAUUUCGAACACCUUAUGGACAGCCUGACUCGUUCAGCAGUAUGGUGGACGGCGUGCCAGCAGAAGUGAUCCAUCCAACCCUGUUCUCCAGACAAAGCUGGGUUGUCAUCAUGGUGGAUCUGGUGGCCGCUUGCUCCAUGUAUGAAGGGUCAUACGAUGGCAGCCACAUAGUAUGGAAGACUCCCCAGAUCCUGUACCCGCUGAUGUCUGGCCUCUCUGCUCUAGACAGUCAGGUCAGUCUGGGGGUUGGUGGCAAACUCCUGGAGCAGUCAAUUACAGAGGAGAGAGGCUACAUCAUGAAGAAGCAGGAGUCCACCGUUCAGAUCAGCAUCCCAUAUAAUGCCGAGGGAGGAUACAGGAAGAGCUUUUUGAUGGACAGCACUUACCAUGAGUUUUAUGUCUUCAAUCUCUACCUUGAGCAAAUCUUGGUGGAUGAGGAUUACAUCGAGACCAGACUGCGCUUUUUCAGACCGCUCGCUACACCCCUGUUGUCACACCCAGUUCACACCGAAAACAGAACUGUUGUUGAGGAAGGCGUAUUCACUGUCUACCUUGGAGAUUUCCCUGAGGAUGUGGAGUUGGUGGCUGUUAAGAUCAAUGGACAGGACUUCAUAAAUACAAACAGACACACAAUCUCUAAAGUCGCUCAAGCCAAUGACACCCAUGGCUACACUCUCAGGGUACCUUUUGAUGACCCGGUUGUUGAGACACAGCUCUUCAGAGAUGGAGUACUGCAACACAAAUUGGACAUCAACUACACACUGACCAUUCUGCCUGAACAGGAACCUUACUACCAGCAAGCAUCAAUUGUAGCACUGAUAAGAGAUGUCUUUCCUCCAGCUUUUGAUGCAGUCUGCACUGAGAAAGGCAUCAGCUUCAAGCUAGAUCACCGGCCUUUUGACUGUUUAUGGGAAAUCUGCAUCGGCUCAAACCCGCUGACACCUGAGCUGGCAGCCCAGCGGGGCUACUUCCUGCACAAUGAUAGCACGACCCUACUCCUGGAUGUGCCACUCUUUACGGAGGGGUACAUGUACAAGGACAUUGGCUUGAAGACAUUCUCCGGGACCUUCCAGAUUCAUGUCCGGGAUCCUAAAACCUUGGAGGUCCAGGGUUCCUCUGUUAAAACAUGUCCAUUCACAGCUACUGAACUUAUUGUGUGUUCGACUGACGGGAGGAUGACGGUUGUGGCUAAUGUGUCUAUGGCCAUUCCCAGUGGGGGGAUCCCUGCUAAAACCUCCCUCCUUGACAGAAACUGUGGACCCAAAGAGGCAGACAGCUCUAGGGCUAUGUUCUCUUUUGGCCUGAACACUUGUGGAACCAGAGUUAAGCUUGGCAAGGAUCAUGUGAUCUAUGAAAAUGAAAUUGUUUUCAAUCAGAAGUUCCUCACUGUGAAAAAGCCAGUUGUUGCCAGGAACGCCACUGAGAAGCUGAUACUGCAGUGUGUCUACCCUCUGGUUGGGCUCUAUCGCCUCUUCUCGGUGCACAGGUUUGAGUCCGACACACCUGGUGCAGGAAGCAUCACACGUUCCUCGCUGCUUGUGGAAAAGCCACAACAGCCAACUCGGCGUCCCACCAUCAAGCCCACUACGACACCACAAACUACAGUGUCCACCACCGAAAGACCAAUAUUGAUGCUUCCUGCCAUGCACCCCCCUGCUCACUACAUCAAAGUUUUUGGCUUUCUGAAGGACUUGACUGACAACCUGUCAAAGAAAAGGGGCUAAAGGAUCUUCACAAACUUAAAGAAUGCAAUGUUGAAAAGAAAUGUCAUAUUUUAAUGUAAUAAAUUUGGGUCUUAAUAAAUAUGUAUUUCUUAACA